Oppia nitens is the source of this 1656-nucleotide messenger RNA. RefSeq names its product prolyl 4-hydroxylase subunit alpha-1-like. The record is from RefSeq and is a predicted model, not a curated record. Gene Ontology annotation, biological process: peptidyl-proline hydroxylation to 4-hydroxy-L-proline. Gene Ontology annotation, cellular component: endoplasmic reticulum. The transcript has 3 exons. NCBI's taxonomy places the organism in Eukaryota, Metazoa, Arthropoda, Arachnida, Sarcoptiformes, Oppiidae. Gene Ontology annotation, molecular function: iron ion binding; protein binding; procollagen-proline 4-dioxygenase activity. Bases 1 to 1656 code for a protein of 551 amino acids.
AUGGCCAACUUAUUGUUAAUAAUAUUAUUAUAUUGUWUGCUAACWACUAAUAUACCAUUUGUCAGGUGUUUUAGUGCCGACACUGUCGGCCGUUUAGAGCGGCUGUUAGACUCUGAACAGCAAUGGCUGUCAGCACUGGACGACUAUUUGUCGGCAGAGGAAUACCGUAUUCAACAGUUACGGGAUUUGUGGCAACGAUUGACAAUAUUGAAUGAAAACGGAUUGAUAGAUAAGGAGUCCUAUUUGGGACAUCCGCUGGAUGUGUACGCGUCAGUCAAACGGAUGGCCGUCGAGUGGCCACAUAUUGACCAACUGGUCCUAAGCARGACAUCCAUACAGUUAUACGACAAAGUAUUAUCCAGAGAUAUGACUGUAAUCACUGACCAACACUUAAAUGAGGCCGCCGACGGUAUCGGUCGACUUCAAUACUAUUAUAAAUUGCAGACAAAAGUGUUGGCAAACGGUGUUCUCGACUACAAAAGCCGAUCGCUGGACGACAGUGUUUGGCGCCACUCGGACUCGGCCCUCGAGAUGGACGCCUACGACUGCUAUCUGAUGGCCAGUCGGACAUUUCGGGCCGGCGACUAUCAGCACUCGAUCGAAUGGUGCACUGAGGCCAUCAAACGGCUGGACGAUCCGAAAAACUAUAACCAAUAUAUCGAUAUCAAUGACCAACAGAUAAGUGAAAUCGUGUCGUUUGUUUCGUAUGUUUAUCAUAAACGCGAAAUCAAUAGCAACUCUUUGAUGACACCAUUGAUGAGAUUAGUGACGAAACUGAUUCCCCAAAAAACUGUUGACAAUAUAGCAGUUGACUAUCAAAAGACAAUGAUGACAACCGACAAACCGCCAAUCAAUGACCAAACAAUUAGCGAACAAUCGCCGACAGAUAACGAAGCRUUUGAACAGUUGUGUCGCGAAGAAAGAUAUCUGUCCCAGAAAUACAGUUCCCGAUUGCGAUGCUAUCAUCUGAACACAGCUGUCAUACCAUCACUGCGGCUGACACGUGUCAAAGUGGAAGUCAUACAUAAAAAGCCAUACAUUUGGCUAAUYCACGGAUUUCUUUCGCCAACGGAGUCGGAAACUGUYAAAAGUAUUGCCCGUCAAGAGCUGGACCGGCAGUCGUCAACCGUCGCCGACAAACCCGACGCWGCAGUACAUCGCUGGACACUGAGAUCGACGCACAUCGACACUGAUCAUCCAGUGUUCGGUCARWUAUCUMGACGACUGGCCACCAUUACGGGUGUCGGUGUAUCGUCUGGCGAGCCAAUCGAUGUGAUCAGGUAUGGCGCCGGUGGUUAUUAUCGUCAACAUCACGACAGUGACCUACAUCAUCAUCAUCAUUGGACAUCGAAAAAUUUGCUGACAUGGCUAACAUGGCUUAGCGAUGUUGAACUGGGAGGUGAUAUAGUAUUUCCAGCGCUUAACGUAACAGUACAUCCGGCACCGGGAUCGGCACUGGUCUGGUACAGUCUGCUACAGAAUAACGCCGACGACCCGAAAACAGUUCACGGCCAGUGUCCUGUUUUGUUAGGCCAGAAAUGGGUGGCCACCAAAUUGGUGUCCACUAGAGGAGGACAGGUAUCUUCAAGGUUUCAGUGUCCGAAAAAGUAUAGCAAAUACUAUAAUUAUAUUAAUAAUAAUAACGGUAUUGAUUGA